Messenger RNA from Gaeumannomyces tritici R3-111a-1, 3633 nucleotides. RefSeq lists its product as hypothetical. The transcript has 3 exons. Gene Ontology annotation, molecular function: ATP hydrolysis activity; ATP binding. The coding region runs from base 1 to 3633 and encodes 1210 amino acids. NCBI's taxonomy places the organism in Eukaryota, Fungi, Ascomycota, Sordariomycetes, Magnaporthales, Magnaporthaceae. The record is from RefSeq and is a predicted model, not a curated record.
AUGGCUGUCGUAGAAGAAAGCACCUUGAACGAGCCAGUUGGAGGUGACAAAAACGACCGAGACGGAGCCGACGCCGCUGAGAAGGGCGACGCUCAAUCCGGGGAGCCAGCGUCUGGUGCGCCCAAAGAACAACCACCUCAAGCAUCCAAAGAGCCAGCCUCUGAGGAAUCCAAAGAGGAAGCAGCCGGAGCUUCCCAAGGGACACCAGCCUCUGAGCAGCCCUCCGGGGCCAAGGCAGACGAUGAGGGGCUCGAAGAGGGAGAGGAUAAGCUCUAUCUCGACACUAUUCCGUCGGUCCGGCGGUGUGGCUGGAUCGACUUCAAGAACCGGUUCCAAAGCGUCGGCGGCGGGCGGGAGCACGCCGUCGACGUCCUCAACACGAGCGCCGACCUCGAGGAGCAGAUGGACCAGGAGCACCUGAGGCGCAUGACGCCCGCCAAGCAGGAGGCCUACCGGGCGGCCUGGCAGAAGCCCGUCCAGCGCCGCCACGCGGGCACCAGCACGAGCGAGCUGACGUUUGAGCGCGUCCGCAUCAACUCGAGCAUCGUGCUCUCGUACCUGGCCGACGUGAGCGACAACCAGUCGUGGCCCAUGCAGCCGCACACCUUCCUGUUGCCCUUUGCCUUCCUCAUCCACCACCACCAGGCCAUGAAUGACAAGCUGGAUCGGCUCAGGGAGGAGUUCGGCACGCCGGAGCCGACGGCGGCGACGGGGGCGGCGCCACCCGGCGAGCAGCUGUCCGGCGUCAUGACCAAGGACGAGACCCUCGCUGCUGCCAAGAAGUCGCACAAGGCGUACCAGGACAUGAAGUGCUACGUGGACUUUGUGGCCGGCAACCUGAUGCCGCACUACAACCGGUUCAAGGACGUGAAUUACAAGAAGCCCAAGAAGAUCAGGUUCGAAGACCUCUGGAGCCUGUUCCGCUACGGCGAGCUGGUCUGCUAUCCCAACCGCCCCGACGCCGAGGACGCUCCGGAGAGCAAGGCGAGACGCGUCCGGUCCGAGCAGGGAGGCGACGCGCCCAAGCAGCCCUCCGGCGACAUGGCGUCAGGGCCGGCGACGGCCGCCAUCGCAUCGGUGGACACGCACACCAUUCUUCGCGUCAAAUUCAUAUUCAUGCCCAUGGUCGAUGAUGAGUCCGCCAAGUCAUCCGACAGGCCAGCCUCGCUUCGCUCAACAGAUGGCGAUCGCGCCGUCAUCAUGGCCUUCUAUCUCGACCACGACGGCACCAGGUACGGAAUGAUACAGCACGACAUCUAUAUCAAUUACUUCCGUGGAGAGAUGGAUAUCCACAAACUUCCCGUCUUUCCAGUCCGGUUUCUCAAGAACAAGGAUGCGCUCUUCGAUCAGCUGCUUAAGCGAGGGAAGAAAUUCAAAGGACUGCUUGAGCAGUCCCGCAGCGGGCGAGAAAUGCUCAUUCACGACGGCUGGUCCUUGACGAGGACUCCGCUUGGGGCUCCAGUGCCGCAGCCGCCGUGGGGCUGUGACACGGUUGCCUCCAGGCGGAGGGUCCUGCAGUCGGAGUACCUGGAUACCGAGAUCAUCAUCGAUUUCAAGGAGGCCUUCCAGAACAUACCGUCCUGGAAGCCCAACUUCAGGCUCUACAACAAGGAGAGCGCCACCCCCAGCGUCAUGUACGACAGUUGCGCUAUCUACUGCUGGGAGGACGAGAGGCGGUCUGGGAAGCCCAGACAGGCCAGGGAAAUCCUCGUGACGAGCGACAAUGUGGACAUUGACGAGUGGAACAGCCUCGCCAAGAGAGACCCGUUCAUCGACGACCCCCAGGGUGAGAGGGGCCACACCAUCAUCGGGGACGAGCAGGUGUUCAGGGAGGAGGAUCUGAUGCUGCUCCCCGCCAGGGUUAUGGCGUACUCGCUGCGGGACCGCAAAUUCUUCCAGGCCGACGUCGAGAACAUCAAGAAGAAGGACUGGCCGGAGCAGGACGAGGACCCGUUCCACGAGCUGCGUAUCAAGGAGGGACACAAGGAGGUGAUUAAGGCGCUCGUCGAGGAGCAUUUUGACAAGAAGAGGCACCAGGAGCUGCCGGACCAGGACUUGAUCAGGGGCAAGGGCAAGGGCCUCGUGAUGCUGCUGCAUGGCGCGCCGGGGGUGGGCAAGACGAUGACGGCAGAGGCCAUCGCCCAGACGCAUAGGAGGCCCCUUUUCUUUAUCACCUGCGGCGACCUCGGCGUGACCCCAGACACGGUCGAGGAUCGUCUCAAGGACAUCUUCCGCCUAGCUAACAGGUGGGACUGCAUCCUGCUGCUGGACGAGGCCGAGAUCUUCCUGUCCCAGCGGAUGAGAGGGGACGGGAGCAUCCAGAGGAACGCCAUGGUGUCGGUCUUCCUCCGGAUCCUCGAGUACUACCCCGGUAUACUGUUCCUGACGACGAACAGGGUCGGCACCAUGGACGAGGCGGUCAAAUCACGCGUGCACGUCAGUCUGCACUACCCGGGCCUCGGCAGGGACGAGACCCUACAGCUCUUCAAGAUGAACAUCAAGCGGCUCAAGAAAAUCGAGGGGAUCAGGGCCUUGGACCGGAACCAGCGCUCCGGGGCCGGGGCUGGAGCCGUGGACGGGAGCGGCGGCGGCGGCGGCGGCGGGCCCGUAGCCGAAAUGGACGUGCGAGAAAAGGAGAUCAUGAGGUUCGCCGGCGAGCACUACGACCACAACCCCCCCGCGGUGCGAUGGAACGGGCGCCAGAUCCGCAACGCCUUCCAGAUCGCGGCCUCGCUGGCGCACAACAAGCGACGCGAGCGGGACAACAUGGACGAGAAGCGCCGCGACGCUGGUGGUGGUGGUGGCGGUACCGUCAAGGACGACGACGACGGGACCUUCAUCGGCAGGACGCACUUCCGGCGCGUCCAAAAGAUCACGGCCGAGUUUGACACCAUGAGAGCUGAGAUCUUGAAGAAGACGGACGCGGAGGGCGCCCGGGACAGAGAGGAGCGCGUGGACCCCCGCUCGCCUAGCCGCCCCCGACGCCACGACCAGGACCACAAGCGGGGAGGAGGAGGAGGAGGAGGAGGGGGAGGAGGCCGCUACUAUUCCGAGUCCAAGGACUACCGGAGCCAGGGAAAGCAGUAUCACGAGGACGGGUACUACGACGAUGAGAAGAGGGACGCGUACAAGUACGGGGGCGGCGGCAGAGACUAUGGCUACGAUGACGACGACUACGGCGACGACUACGGCGACGACAGGCGCGAGAGGAGGGACGACGGCUACUCGCGCCGACGCACCGACCACUACUCUCCGGAGCCCCGCGGCUCGCGCCGCUCGGGCUAUGGAGGAAACGCGCGCGACGACUGGGACCGCGACCGCGAUCGCGGGGGCGAUCUGGGCUCGAGGAAGCAGCAGCGGGCCCGGUCGCGGUCCGGCUCCCGUUCCCGUUCCCGGGACGCCGGGACGCAGCAGCAGCAGCGCAAGGCGGGCAAGUCCUCGGGCGGCGGCGGAGGCGGCGCGCCGGCGGCCGAUGACGCGGGCGACAAGUCCAGGGACCGGUCGCGGGCGCGGGGCGGCGGUGGGGAUUCGGAGACGGCGGGCCGGCCGACGACGACCAGCCCCGGCGACGACCACCGACCCAGCAGCCACGGCGCGAGGCCGAGCAGCCAGACCGGCAGCCGUCCACCGUAA